Messenger RNA from Engraulis encrasicolus (European anchovy), 7155 nucleotides. RefSeq names its product stAR-related lipid transfer protein 13-like. The transcript is spliced from 20 exons. NCBI's taxonomy places the organism in Eukaryota, Metazoa, Chordata, Actinopteri, Clupeiformes, Engraulidae. Gene Ontology annotation, biological process: signal transduction; regulation of Rho protein signal transduction; actin cytoskeleton organization. Gene Ontology annotation, molecular function: GTPase activator activity; protein binding; lipid binding. The record is from RefSeq and is a predicted model, not a curated record. The coding region runs from base 416 to 6079 and encodes 1887 amino acids.
UGAGGGGGUGCGAGCAAUCUUUUGCCACAGCGGACCACUGUCAAUAUUAAGCCGUUGAAGGCACUGUAAAUCACCUAUGUGGGUAAAGCGAUUGCAGAUUCCAGAGUGCUGUGAUGUCACUGCAGCCUCGCGCCUGAAACAAAUCCAGACUUGAAUGCCGACGCGAGCGCCAGAUGUUCAGUUUUCACAGCUCCGCAUGUACUUUUUCAUCUCAAUCCACUGCGCUACACUCUAUGGACUAGCAGGUAUGGCUGCGCGCCAAGGUAGGAGAGAGUUCAGUCAGUGCAGACAAGCCCGUCCUGACUGGAUUUUUUGGGGAGCUGUCUAAAUGCCACUUCACAACAGAGAUGGAGAACGCCUACGCGAGACACAGAAUGUUCCGGAUCUUCCCUGCGACUAAACCGUGAACUUUGAAAUGGAAACCACAUGCGUGGUGUCUGUAGAGGGGCAAAACGCGCAGCAGAUGCAGAGCAUGCCAGAAUCGCCAAAGAUGACCCUUUCAGCGCCCGUGGAAGUGACCGCGGACUGUGGUCAACACACAACGCCCCCGUCAGGCGACAUCCAUCAUCCUGGUGGAAAUAAUAACCCGAAACUGCGCGAGUCAACUCCAGAACACACCGAUGCCUUUAUUAAUACCCAAAGACAACGGGGAAAUACUGGUUCUAUCGAAGUGGACCAGCCGAGCUGUGGGAGUACCGGAGAUUCCUCGGAACUUUUUAACGGCAUAUCCAGCUCGAGCUCCUUCAGCCACUCCACGGACGAGGACCAGCCACCAGUGUCCGUUAUGAAUGGAUCUGAAAACACACUGUCGUCAUCGGAACAUGUGGAUUUAACUGCUAAUGGGGUGACAGAGGAAGACACUGACACCAAAAAGUUGAGUGAAUUGUGUACUGUACUUAACUCUACUAUGGAACAUGAUGAAAAUGUAGGCCACAGUGGCAUUGGAAAGCUGAGUGUCAUUUAUGUUGCAAACUGUACUUUGGACAAUGCCUACAAUGACAACCAUAAACGGGAUAUACCAGAUAUAAAGCUUAUUGGAGGGGCAGCGGAACUGGCUGGCUGCAGUGAAGUCGUUUCUGCCCCUAUGUCUGUGAAUGGCCAGGAUGCUGCCUGGCCUCUUGCACAGACACAGACACAGGUACUGACACAGACUCAGACACAGUCUCCUUAUCCUAUUCCAUCAGUAGUGGUGGCUAUGGACUGUUCCACUACUCACAGUGAUCCAGUCACCUCAGACGCCUCCAUUGUGGUCAGUGCUGUCAAUGCAUACAGUGACCUCAGUCCAAUGGACUGCUGCUCCACAACCACCCAAACUGAUACCAGAUCCAGUGUCUCCGUCAUUGCUGUUGCUGGUGCUGGUGCCGGUGCCGUUGCUGGUGACUGCAAUGUUGCCAGUUUUGUCAAUGGGUCAGAGGGGCUCAGGGCAAUGGACUGUUGCACUGCACAAAGUGACAGCAAUGUUGUGAUGUGUGAUGCCCCGAGUGUGGAGAUCCAGGUGUCAGUUGUUGUUACCGGUGCCUGUAAUGUUGCAGGUGUUGUCAAUGACUCCGCUGAGGGGUGUAGAGCAGUGGAUCUUGACUGCACCUCCAGUGUGAUGGAGGGCGAUGCCUCCUCCUCCAGUGUGGAGCGGGUGGUCCAGGGUGGUCUGGAGCUCCCCCGCAUCAUCAAGCACAAGCCCAGCUCCAUCACCUUCGCCGACUACGACGACUGCCCUCCGUGCGACACGGAGGAGGACCCCUCCCCACACCUCUCCCCACCGCCUCCUCUAACCAACGACAGCUCUGAUGGUGGCCGCGACUACUCCUCGUCCGACCUUGACGAUGCCGGUGACGGAGGUGGCGGUGGCGACGAGGAGGAUGAGGAUGAGGAAGAUGAGAAUAAUGGCAAUGAUGAUGAUGAUGAUGAUUAUGAGGAGGAGGAUGUGUUUCCAGAGCUCCCGCCACCCCUGCCUCUGCCCCUAUGCAGGGAGUAUGUAGUGAACCAGCAGCGGAGAGCCAGGGAGAAGGAGAGGGAGAGGGAGAGGGCCCAGAGGAGGUGUGCGGUGGGGGACAGCUGCGGAUCUCCAGAGGGCCCCCCCUCCACCACCUCUUGUUACCCCACCUGCCCCCCCUCCACCACCUCCUGCCCUUCUUGCUACCCCACCUGUUGCCCCCCUCCUGGCCCAACGGACGCUGAAGAGGAGACCAGCAGCCCCAAGGGCUCCCCUGCUCAGGUGCUGUCUCCGUGGUCUGCGUCCAUGUCCCAGCUCAUGCAGAAGCUGGACCAGCUGAACCUGGACAUAGAGGAGGCCCUCAGCGCCAGCUCCUCCCCCUCCGACACCCCCGCCUCCAUCCGCAGGCAAAACACCAACACCACCUCCAGCGCCCCCGCUGGCCACGGAGACACACAACAGAUGGCCACAAAGAGGAGGAAGCAAGGCACAGAGAUCGAAGCGAAGGAGGCGUGUGAUUGGUUGAGAGCGGCAGGAUUCCCCCAAUACGCACAGCUCUUCGAAGAUUCUCAGUUUCCUAUCGACAUUUCACCUGUGAAGAAAGAUCACGACUUUUUGGACAAAGACCUCGUAGAGCCUCUCUGCCGGCGGCUCAACACUCUAAACAAGUGUGCAUCUAUGAAGCUUGACGUGAACCUGCCGAAGAAGAAAUGUGAGGACUCCGACGAGGACGACCUGGUGGCCAUCAGCGACAAAUGGACCUUUGAGUGGAGCAGCCGGCGCUGGUCCCGACUGCAGGACAUCGACUGCCUCCUGGGGCCCGGGUCCGGCUCUGGUUCUGGAGAGGGCGUCCUCCACAGGACUGGUGGGGGUCUGGGGCUGGGGGGGCUCGACGGGUCGGGCAGCAGCAGUGGCGGCGGUGGCGGUGGUGGUGGUGGUGGUGGUGGUGAACCAGGAAGUGGCGGCCUGAGGGUUCUGCGGACGACCACCAGUAGUGAGAGUGUGCUAACGGACCUCAGCGAGCCGGAGGUGUCAUCGCUGCACAGUGAGAGCAGCGGACACAGCGGUGGGGACAACAGCCACCACCAGCAUCAGCAUCGGCUGCGUGGCACGCACAGUAGCGAGGACUCAGACUCUCGCAGCUUCUCACGACGCACCUGCUCGGACUCUGCCACUAUCAACGUCAUGCCCGACCCCACGUCCGUGGCACAGCCGCACGGGACGGCGCUACCGGCCGACGGUGGACAGGGCUACGAUGGCUCUCUGCCGGCGAAGGGGGAAGGGCGGGGCAAGCGGGCGCGGGUGAAGGACUUUGUGCGGCGCAUGGAGACGCUGAGGUCGCGCGGGGGCAGCGGAAGUAGCAGUAACCGCGACCGCGGUAGCCGUCCGCCAAUCAUCAGCGCCCCGGUCCUGCAGCAGGAGCCUCGGGCGCUGCAGACUCUGCGCUGUGUGGAGAUCGUGAACGGGGACCUGAGCGGGCCCGGCGCUGGCGGUGGACACGGACACGGGUUCGACUCAUCCCUGCCGCCGCCCCGCAUCCCACUGCUGACCAUCGCGCCCGUGUCCAGCAGCGAGGGCAGCAGCAGCCAAUCCAGCGGCAGCGCCGUGAGCACGCCCCGGAUGGCGGAGCGCCGGCCCCACCACCACCACCACCACCAUCAUGGCGGAGGGCGGUCGCCCACGGCAACCGGAGACCCCCGGCGUGGCGGCAUGUAUCUGGAAGACGCGGUGGACGCGCUGGUGGAACACAACCGUCGCAACGAGUUCCGCUCCUAUGAGGAUCUGGUGGUGCACAUCCCCAAGGACCACAAGCCCGGAACCUUCCCCAAAGCCUUGUCCAUCGAGAGCCUCUCGCCAACGCCCUCCAGCCUGCCUGGCAUGCCCGGUGGUGGUGGAGACUGGCACUCCAUAGGCAGGGCCAGCCCGGACGAGGUCCCUCACCCACCACCCUCUCCUCAACACCAGGACUACCAACACCACCACCACCUCCACCCCUACCACCACCAGACCCAGAUCCAGAGGGGGGGCCCCAGCAUCCGGGAGCGGGACCCGCGGCCCGUCACGCAGUGCUGCUCGCGGGGCAGCCGCAUCAGUGUGUACGACAACGUGCCGGGCUCGCACCUGUACGCCAGCACGGGCGACCUGAUGGACCUGGAGAAAGAGGAGGACCUGUUCCCUCAUCUGGACGACAUCCUGCAGCACGUCAGCGGCCUGCAGCAGAUUGUGGACCACUGGACCAAGAACGUGCUGCCGGUGGCCGAGGGGGGGACUAGUGGAGGAGGAGGAAGAGGAGGAGGAGGCGGAGGAGGAGAGGAGUGCGAUGAGGAGGACAGCGGAGGAGGAGGUGGAGCAAUGGGGAGGAGCAGUAGGAGGCAAGCAGACCUGCAGUCGUCCAGCCAGAUCACGCUGGACUUUGAGGGCAACUCGGUUCACGAGGGGCAGACGACGCCUAGCGACGGUGAUCGCGACGGAGUGUCACUGAACGAGGCGGAGUCGGGAGGCAUGAGGGAGAGGAGAGACUCCGGGGUGGGAGCCUCACUCACUAGGCCCAACAGGCUUCGGUGGCCGAGCUUCCAAAUCUCCAAUCGUCUGAGCCACUCCAUGGCCUCGCUGCAGAUCACCAACCAAUCAGCAGGCCAGAUGUGCCUGCUGCAGAAAUUCUCCUUGCUGCGCCUCACCGCCAUCAUGGAGAAGUAUUCGCUCUCCAACAAACACGGAUGGACCUGGUCGGUGCCCAAGUUCAUGAAGCGGAUGAAGGUUCCGGACUACAAGGAUAAGAACGUGUUCGGGGUUCCACUCAUAGUGCACGUGCAGAGGAUGGGCCAGCCCUUACCCCUCAGCCUACAGCAGGCUCUACGCUACCUCAGGAGCCAGUGUCUAGACCAGGUGGGUCUGUUUCGUAAGUCGGGGGUGAAGUCUCGCAUCCAGGCUCUGCGGCAGAUGAACGAAAACUCUCCGGACGAUGUGAGCUACGAGGACCAGUCUGCGUACGACGUGGCCGACAUGGUGAAGCAGUUCUUCAGGGACCUGCCCGAGCCCCUGCUCACCAGCAAGCUAGGGGAGACCUUCCUGCACAUAUACCAAUACGUCCCUAAAGAGCAGCGUCUGCAAGCGGUGCAGGCCGCCAUAAUGCUGAUGUCCGAUGAGAACCGCGAGGUGCUGCAGACGCUGCUGUGCUUCCUCAGUGAUGUCACUUCCUCUGUGGAGGAGAACCAGAUGACGCCCAAGAACAUCGCCGUGUGCCUGGCGCCCUCGCUCUUCCACCUCAACAUCCUCAAGAAGGAACACCUAUCGCCCAGAGCCAUGCAGAAGAAGUACGCCACAGGCCGGCCUGACCAGAAGGACCUGAAUGAAAACCUGGCCGCUACACAGGGCCUGGCACACAUGAUCAUGGAGUGCAACCGCCUCUUCGAGAUCCCCCACGAGAUGGUGACGCAGUCACGCAACUCGUACGUGGAGGCGGACCUGCACGCUCUGACCAUGGAGGAGCUCUUCAAGUCGCACGAGGAGGACGACGGCUCGCGCCAGACCCACCUGGAGCUCCGGCUGCAGGCCCUCCUGAAGGAGGCGCGCGACAAGGCCAAGGGAUGGGUCUCCUGCUCCAGCACCGACAACACAGAGCUGCACUACAAGAAGGUUGGCGAUGGCAACCCGCUGCGCCGCUGGCGCGUGUCGGUGGAGGUGGAGGCUCCCCCCUCGGUGGUGCUGAACCGCGUGCUGCGAGAGCGCCACCUAUGGGACGUGGACCUGCUGCAGUGGAAGAUCCGCGAGACCCUGGACAAGCAGACGGAGGUCUACCAGUACGCCCUCAACCGCAUGCCCCCCCACCCCAGCAGAGACUUCCUGGUGCUCAGGUCAUGGAGAACGGACCUUCCCAAAGGCACAUGCUCCCUGGUGUCUGUGUCUGUGGAGCAUGAGGACUGCCCCCUACUGGGCGGCGUGAGGGCCGUGGUGCUCGAGUCCAACUACCUUCUAGAACCCUGCGGAUCCGGCAAGUCCAGACUCACACACGUCUGCAGAGUCGACCUCAAAGGCCGGACUCCAGAGUGGUACAACAAGGCCUUCGGGCAUCUAUGUGCCGCAGAGGCUGCACGCAUACGGAACUCCUUCCAGCCAAUCAGCACAGAGGGACCCGAGACCAAGAUCUAAGGCCACCCGCGCCCAGUGUCGCAUCACAACUCAGCGCCAUACACAACACAACACAGUGGAACACAAUAUAGUACAGUACAACACAACGGAACACAGCACAACAUAAACCAACAGAAUGCAAUACAGCACAACACAACACACGCUGGAAACGGACACUCUGGAAACGAACACCCUCGAAAAAAAACAAUUUGUAGAGGAGAAGGGGUGUUAGCCAUCUCCUGUUCUGUGCCUAAAUGCUCUUAGGACCUGCAGGUUUCAUUUGCUUUCUUAGGGAGAUGGUGGAAUCGUUCACACACAAUACACUCUCCGUCUGGUGCUGGACACUACACAUAACUCACAGAAACACAUACUAGUACAGUACUACAUAUUCUGUACUCAACAUCAACUCAACACAUGCUGCUUGGUCUCUGCGGUACAGUGCAUGGCCUUAACUCAGUUUUCGCUCCAUGUGUCCUAAUAAUAUAUACAGUAAUUAUUUGACCGAAAGUAAUAAUAAUAACAUUAAUAAUAGCAACAACAACAUGUAAUAUAAUUAUUUUUAAAAUGUGGUUCUUAUACAAUGUAUAGGACAGUUUUGCUCUGUAAAGCUUCUGGGAAGUGAGUGUGUAUCAUUAUUAUUAUCGUAUUAUGAAUACAAAUCUAUGUUAUGUCUAAGUAUAUAUGCUGUUUGUGCACAUGGCUGUAUUAGGCCUAUGUCUGUCUGUGUGUAUGCUUACAUGCGUUCUGUAUAGGAUGUAUAUACUGUAUAUAUAUAUACUUCCACUGUUUUUCUUUCUUAUAAAUAUGUAUAUAUUUUCCCCAUGUAUUGUCUAUGUAUUGAUAUCUCGUUUUUACAUUGAUAUCAUCCUGACUCAUAUGUAUGGUACAAAACAUUACUGAUUUGUAAACUGGUUUUACGUAAUCUUAUUGGUGUAAUUUUAUUUUAUUUUAUUGUAAACAUUAUUGUGAGGUUUUUAAAUGUUGAAUGAACCCGGACAUGGGUUUGGCUUUGUUGCCAGACCUGCUCUUGUGUAGUAUUGGACUGUGUAGAUCAUGUGGUGAAAACCAUGUUUUUUAUUAAACUAUUAAAAACUGCU